This is a messenger RNA of Symbiodinium sp. CCMP2456, 421 nucleotides long. The record is from the annotation of a GenBank genome assembly. NCBI's taxonomy places the organism in Eukaryota, Dinophyceae, Suessiales, Symbiodiniaceae.
AUGUACGGGGUCCUGUCUGUGGUCUUCUUCCACAUCUUUGCGGAUCUUCCCGCGGAUUUGGGUGCAAUAUUCAUGGCCAUCAUGAUCCCGCUGUACAUGGGCUUUGCUGUCCAAUCUGCGCUGACGAAUGCUAUCAUCGAAGUCGUCAAUGAGAAGGAGUCGAAGAUGAAGGUGACCCAGGAAAUCUAUGGGCUAACGCCGCUGAUGUACUGGGUCUCCUGGGCAGGCUACUUCGGCAUCGUUUCGCUGGUGUGCAUGGUGCUGCUCUACUGUUUGUUUACCCUCGCUGCGCCGAUGGUUUCAAAUUCAAACCCGCUCUUCGUGCUUUUUGUGAUGGCACUGUCGUACAUGCAGCAACUGGAAUUUGCUGCCAUCAUCGCCGUGUUCUUCAACAGGACUCAGGCGGCAUCAGCCGCAGCCA